Molecule: messenger RNA, 1604 nt
Organism: Pogona vitticeps (central bearded dragon)
Lineage: Eukaryota; Metazoa; Chordata; Lepidosauria; Squamata; Agamidae
Gene: RIBC2
Product: RIB43A domain with coiled-coils 2
Molecular function (GO): zinc ion binding; nucleic acid binding
Source: RefSeq, a predicted model, not a curated record
GUGUUGUUGAUAGAACAGCCGCUGGAGCUGUCGUGCUUUAGUCACUGGAUAACGUUUAGUGGAAGCCCCUCAUUCCCUUUCCCCGCGCGGGCUGCCCCGCACCAACGUCCCGCUCACAGACCUCCUGCCUUAAACCGAAAUUAUUUAGCUGCCUCAGGAAACUAGCUGCAUUCGCCAUGCGGAGGCGUAACCUGGACCCCAACCAGCAAGACCUGGCCGAGGCCGCCGCGCUUCAGCGGAGGCGCUAUCGGGACCUACAGAGGCAAAGCCGAGUGUUUGACGCCAGACUCAGGACCAUUGGUAUUGACAAGGAAGCUUUGGAUACCCAAAUCAAAGACAGAAAGAUCCAAGAAGCAACUCAGAGGGCAUGUGAUGAAUCAAUUGCUGCAGAAAUGAAACAAAACGACAAGGUGCUUUGUAUGUUAGAUGAGCGACAGAAGAAAGAUGGUCAAAUCCUGAAUAAAGCUGUCAAUGAAUUUCGCAAAAACUAUCAGCAACCAGAUACACGGCGUGAAUUUGAUUUGUCAGAUCCACAAGCCCUAAAGAAGGACACUCCUGCUCGUCUUGCAGAUAAUGACCCUCGGUGUACUAUUUCUGGCUUACAGAAGUUUAUGGGAGAAGAUUUAAACAGUGGGAAUAGGUGGAAAUUCCAAAAGGAGCAAACAAGGGAGUGGCUUUUGCAACAACACAAAGAGCGGCAGAAUGCACUGGCAGACAAAAAAAAUGCUGAUGAUCUGUUUGACAAACAGAGACUGGAACUGGAUCAAAGAGCCAUGAAGCUUCAAAUAAUAGAUGAAGAAACAAGACGAGCCAUUUGCGUUGCUACUGAGGAAUUCAAUAAAGCUCUGGGUGAAGGGGAAGAAGCCAAAGGUGAAGAGCGGACGGCCCACUGCUCCGGGGGGGCGUGUGAAGGAACAGAUAAAAAGAGUGAGCUGUCCGCGAAAGACAAAAUGGAGGAGAAGGAAAAAAGAGGGGAACACCAGGGAGUGAUAGGGAGCGAUAACAGAACAGAGGAGAAAGUGACAGUUGAGGAAAAGGCGGGAAAGUGGGAGAUCUGUCUGGCAGAGGGGGAGUGGGAGGAGCAAGAGGGGUCAGUAUGGCAAGAGGAUAAAAGCGAGGAGGGAGUAGUUUGGUUCGACACAGUGGUAGAGAGAUAUGAAAGAAGAAAGAAAGAAGAAAGACGUAGGGCAUUUGAGAAAGUCCGUGACCAAGGACUAUUAAAGGAUUUCCCACACUUGAGAAUUGGUGGACUUCUCCCCAAUCCAGCUGCUGGAGAGGGGGAGCUUAAACGAAUGGUAGCACAGGAAUGGUCUGUCAUCGUGACUCUGCAAGAGGCUGAAUUGCGGCGGGAGUGGGAGAAGUCGGCGGCAUCCUUCCCUGAGGGACCAGACGAGAGGGGGUGGGUGAGGCACUCAUGUUGUGGGACGAUCUGUGCAAUGAGGAGUGCCCCACCCCCGCGAUCGGAGGUCAAGGAGCGGCGUGGGAUGUUUCGCCAAUAAGUCCUUGGGACUAUAACAAAAGUUUUGUGAAUGUUGAUAGUGGCCUGUUGCCAAAGUUGGAACCAAUGUUACCGUGAAGCGAAGUGCUUUUGGAUGUGGGGGACA